AUGCAGUUUUUAUAUGACGAACUAUACAUUGAAAUAUUUAAAUAUGUACCAACACCUAUCAACCUUUUAGUUUCAAAUCGUAAAUGGAAUAAUAUUUCUCAAGACCCUCAUGUCAGGGCCAAAUGGUUGAUUUAUAAAUAUGGUAAAGCGCAUGCUUUAUUUCACGCCGUGAGGCUGGGCAAAAAUUUCAUAACAGUAGAAAUGAUUCAGGCUUUAGUUUCGAAAAAUGCGAUACUUUCUAGAUAUUUUAUUCAACGUUUAUUAAUGCAUUUUGGAACUUAUGAUGAAAAUCUUAUUAAACUCAAGGUCGAGUAUAAUGUAAAUCAAGUCGACUUUGAUAGACUUCGUGCCCUUCAAAAGAAAACAACUUCACCUUGGGGAAGUAAUAUUUCUAUACCGAUUUUCACCAAAUUAAUUACUGAGGAAGAUCUGAUUAAACUUGGAUUUCAACUAACUUCUUACGUUAUAGAAGAAGUAUUACACUUAUUCGAACAUAGAUUAAAUGAAAUCGGUGAUCUCUUAAUGAAUUCAUUCCAAGUGAUUCAAAAUUUAUCUCAAGUAAAUCGUAAAAUAUCAAAAUCUGAUCUUGCAAGUUCUUGUCUUAUUCAUGCAAUCAAGCCAGAAAGGGAUCUCAAGAAAACCGAUUUAUUGGAAUUUUUAAAUGAUAUAAUUGAUGAACCCAAAAAUGCUAUGAAGAAGGCAUUAGAUUAUCAUAAAGUUGGAUUCAAGUUCAAUGCCAAAUCUAUUAAAACAACAAAGGAAAUUAGAUCAUUAUCGGUCAAUUCGAAUAUUUAUUACUGGAUACUUAAAUCUUAUGGUCCAAAAUCUGAAAUUACACAGAGAUGUUUUGAUGAUAUUAUUGAAUCGAGAAUUUGGGUGGACUUAAAGUUAAAAGAUGAUACUAAAAUUCCUGAGG
This is a messenger RNA of Funneliformis geosporum, 916 nucleotides long. The record is from the annotation of a GenBank genome assembly. NCBI's taxonomy places the organism in Eukaryota, Fungi, Glomeromycota, Glomeromycetes, Glomerales, Glomeraceae.